Messenger RNA from Lingula anatina, 712 nucleotides. Its product is annotated as snaclec B9. The record is from RefSeq and is a predicted model, not a curated record. NCBI's taxonomy places the organism in Eukaryota, Metazoa, Brachiopoda, Lingulata, Lingulida, Lingulidae.
ACGCUUAAAGCCUGAUUGGGUGCCACGUCCACACUUUCUGUCACACAUCGGCCGUUACGACAGUUGAUAUCGGGAUAUCUCAUUUAUACAUUCAUGUGCUUUGAAGUCCACGUUGAAAUAAUUUCGGCGAUGAAGAGGAUUUUUGUUCUGCUGCUGAUGUUUGCAAAUUGCAAGGCGCAAAGUGAAGACGAAUCCUGUCCAACUGGGUACGUUGGCUUCGAUCCGUCUGGAAAUUGCUUCAAGGUUGGGGGAGAUUACGUGAUGUGGAUUGAAGCUAAAGGCAUAUGUGAGAACGAGGGAGGUAACCUGGCGGUCAUCACGAGUGCAGAGGAGCAGGCAUUCAUUGUCGACCUGUUGAAAAGUCCACAUGUACCAGAAGGGAAUUACGGGUUUUAUAUAGGGUUGAGCAGACCCGCAAAUGGAGCUUGGGCGUGGGUAACUGAGGAGCCGUACGAAUUCAAAGACUGGUAUGGACCUAACCCAGACUUUAGAAUGGAUAAGGACGCCUGUGUUCAGAUAGGAGUGGUGGACAAACAAUGGAGGGACACUACGUGUUCACUAACGCGAAGAUACAUCUGUGAGUUCCCAAGAAUCCACACCUGCAGAUGCGGAGCGAAAAAAGGACAAAGGCGCUAAGGAUGCCAACAGUAGCACCAGGCGAAAAAAUAUACUGGACGUCAUAAAACACUGAACAUUAUUCAGAAAAUGCAAA